This is a messenger RNA of Elaeis guineensis (African oil palm), 3526 nucleotides long. NCBI's taxonomy places the organism in Eukaryota, Viridiplantae, Streptophyta, Magnoliopsida, Arecales, Arecaceae. The record is from RefSeq and is a predicted model, not a curated record.
GUAGUGCUACGGGUUCUCCGAUAAGUAAAGGCAAGGAAAGACGGUGAUAGAAAGCAAAGAGAAGACCAGAGCAGAGAACGGAAGAGGAAAGAUGAAUUCGGAUUUUGGCGUUCCCCGGGAGCUCUCUGAGCUCCAGCAGAAGAGAGCUGAGUACCAUCCCGAGCUCCCUCCUUGCCUUCAGGGGACAACGGUAAGGGUGGAGUUUGGCGAUUCAACUACCACUGCGGAUCCAUCUAGUGCGCAUGUCAUCAGUCGGGCCUUUCCACACACAUUUGAGCAGCCGUUGGCUCAUUUCUUGAGGGCAACAGCAAAGGUCCCUGAUGCUCAGAUAAUAACAGAGCAUCCACCUAUGAGGGUUGGCGUGGUUUUUUGUGGGAGACAAUCACCAGGGGGACAUAAUGUUGUCUGGGGCCUUUACAAUGCUAUCAAAAUUCACAACCCUGACAGUGUUUUGCUUGGGUUUGUUGGUGGCACUGAAGGUUUUUUUGCCCAGAAAACUCUAGAAAUCACUGAUGAUGUUCUUUCUACAUAUAAAAACCAAGGUGGUUAUGAUCUGCUCGGACGAACCAAAGAUCAAAUAAGAACAACUGAGCAAGUUAAUGCUGCAAUGACUACAUGCCAUGCUUUGAAGUUGGAUGGUCUUGUCAUUAUUGGAGGAGUCACAUCCAACUCUGAUGCUGCUCAGCUUGCAGAGACCUUUGCUGAGUCAAAAUGUCCAACCAAGGUGGUUGGUGUUCCUGUUACAUUAAAUGGGGAUCUGAAGAAUCAGUUUGUUGAAACAAAUGUUGGAUUUGAUACAGUAUGCAGGGUUAAUUCACAACUCAUAAGCAAUGUUUGCACAGAUGCUCUCUCUGCAGAGAAGUAUUAUUAUUUCAUUCGCUUGAUGGGUCGUAAGGCAUCUCAUGUGGCUUUGGAAUGUGCUCUCCAGUCACAUCCAAAUAUGGUCAUCUUAGGUGAGGAGGUGGCUCUGUCAAAACUUACUAUAUUUGACAUAACAAAGCAGAUUUGUGAUGCAGUCCAAGCCAGAGCAGAAAAAGCAAAAUAUCAUGGUGUUAUUCUUAUUCCUGAGGGUCUUGUAGAAAGUAUUCCGGAAUUGUAUGCACUCCUCCAGGAAAUUCAUAGUCUCCACAACCAAGGUGUUUCUACAGAGAAUAUUUCCUCACAUCUUUCACCUUGGGCAUCUGCCUUGUUCGAAUUUUUGCCUCCUUUCAUCAGGAAACAGCUGCUGCUUCUUCCAGAAUCUGAUGAUUCUGCACAGCUGUCCCAGAUUGAAACAGAGAAACUUCUUGCCCAGUUGGUAGAAACAGAAAUGAACAAGCGUACGAAAGAAGGCACAUAUAAAGGAAAGAAAUUCAAUGCUGUCUGUCACUUCUUUGGUUAUCAAGCUCGGGGAUCUUUACCAUCCAAAUUUGAUUGUGACUAUUCAUAUGUUCUUGGACACAUCUGCUAUCAUAUUCUAGCAGCUGAUUUGAAUGGAUAUAUGGCUACUGUAACAAACUUGAAACAUCCUGUGAACAAGUGGCGAUGUGGUGCUGCUCCACUGACGGCGAUGAUGACUGUGAAGCGGUACUCACGUGGUCCUGGAUCUAUACCUAUUGGAAAACCUGCCAUCCAUCCUGCUUCAGUUGACUUGAAAGGAAAAGUAUAUGAGUUAUUGAGACAAAAAGCACCAAGUUUUCUGAUGGAUGAUUUGUAUAGAAACCCAGGACCACUUCAAUUUGAUGGGUCAGGUGCUGAUGCCAAGACUUACACAUUAUCUGUUGAAGAUCAAGAUUACAUGGGCCGAAUCAAAAAGCUCCAGGAAUAUCUUGAUAAGGUGAGAAGCAUUGUGAAGCCUGGGUGUUCACAGGAUGUGCUGAAAGCUGCUCUAAGUUCCAUGGCCUCUGUGACAGAUGUGCUAUCGGUGAUGACUACUCCAUCAUUCCAUAGCCAGCCACCUCUUUGAGUUGCAGAAGCAUCGUCAGUGGAGAUCUACCGGUGACCUGAAUUUACUUGGUCCCAUUGCUGAACUUAUCCCAGACCACUCAGAUAAUCCUUAGGCAUGAAGGAAAACACACUGCUGAAUCGGGUAAUUAAUAAUUUAUCCAUAUCUUAGCAUCAAUAUUACAUCACUUCUAUGUCGAGGCCCGUCGGUCAUUCUAUAAGAAGGCCUUCCGUUCUUUUCAUUUCCAUAUUAACUAUGGGAAGAUCCAGGUGACAUUUUUUUCUUCUUUUGAUGAUAAAUCUCGGCUGAGAUUUUUGAUGUGGACAGCUUAUUUAUCUAUAAUAGGUUGGUUUAGAGCCAUGCUAGAUUUUAUCCCGAGUACUGUUCAAUGAUACCAACUCAGACAACCAUGUCUACCAGUCCAAAUCCUGGAGCCGAUCCAAUUUAUAAAUUCCAGUCGGAAGACCUACCAAUCACCUACUUUAUAAUUUCUUUGUUCUUGACAAUGUUCCAUUGAUAGGCUGGUCUGCCGAUUGUUUCCUAGUCACCUUCCAUCCAAGGUGUGACAAUUAAGAUCCUUAGGCCCGAAGUCAAGUGCAACCUCCCUUGGUUCCUUCUUUGCCUUUUCAACCAAAAAAAAAGCAUUAGAUGUCAAUUAAAGCAAUGACUCCGAGUUUAUAUGUGAUGCUGGGUAAAUUUGCAUCAAGAAAGCUUGCAUUGUAUAAUAGUUUAAAGCUAACAUGGAUAUAAUAUCAAUCUUAAGACUAUUUUUUUGAAGUUAAACAUGCUUCACUGAGUUCUGCUAGUCAAUUACUUAAGAUCAAUGUGCUUUAUCAAUAGAAACAUCCAACCUGCUCCCAUUGUUAAAGUAUCAUUUUCUCAUUUCCUUUGAACCGAACACAAUAGCAUCUGCCAUCCGCUUACUUUGUCCACCGGUGGCACAUUUAAAUCUUUUCUUACAUUCCAUUUAAAUGAGAUCAACUUUAUGUCACCAUCUCUCAACUUGGCAUCUUACUGGCAGAAGCCACAAUUAUAGUUAUCUGGGCUCCUCCCUUGAAGUGGAAGGCAAAACCCAUCUUCAAAUGGGCAUGGUCUAAGUUGUAACCAAGGGGAUAAAAGAAGCACAGCAUGUUAUGGCCUACUUUGCUUUCCACUAUGGUUCGAACUAAAACUGAGAUCUGGUCGGCACUGGCACCUCUCAUGGCACCCUGGAAAUGCCAUACAGUGCUAUGUGAUCAGAAGACAGUCAUUCAGGCUAACUUGAAAGGAUAAUGGAGAAAUGUUUAUGAGGUGACCAUGAAAUAUCUACCAAGAAGGUGUGGGCUGUGCUAAAUCACACAAAGGAUGGAUCUUAGAUGGCACCACUCCCAUAAAACAGAAAGGCAUUUUACAUGAGUGAUUGGCUACUGAAUGAAGAUAUCAUAAUUUCACAGUUGCAAUAUACUUACCAAGGUUUGGUCCACUUUUUAUGGACAGCUCAUGUACCAUGACACAUUCUUAUGGAACACCACAAAGGUCCUGAUGAAGAAUCUCCACAGCCUCCAAAUGCUGAAAACAGACCAUUAUCAUCACUCAUGUUUCUUGUGCCACUAAAAAAAAAAA